AGAAAUAAAUAAAAUCUUUAAAAAAAAAAAAAAAAGUUCAGACAUAUUUAACAGAACCUAUUUAGUUGGUAGUAGAGUUUUCAUUUAUAAAAAAGCAGCUUAAGUGUGUAUUACUAUACAGCUUUAGCGUGGCCAUAAGUAACAUCUCAAUACAAUCAUUGGAUAAACUAAUAAAACAGCUUUUUUUGGUGUUGUAACAGAAUAUUGGUUUUGGAGUUGAAAAGGCCUGCAUUUGAAUACUGAUAACUUUACUAACUAAAGCUGAAUCUUGUGUAAAUUCCUUUACCUAUCCAUUUCUUUAUUUAUACUUGUAAAAAACACAUAAAGUUACCCUCUUGGCCAUUUUAAGUGUAGAUGUCUGUAGCGUUAACUAUAUUCUCGUUACUGUGCAUUAAAAAUUUUUUUUUAAGAUUUAUUUAUUUUAGAGAGAGAGCGGGGGAGGGGGAGAGAGAGAGAGAGAAUCUUCAGCAGACUCCCCACUGAGCACGGAGCCCCCUGUGGGGCUCGAUUUCACCACCCUGAGAUCAUGACCUGGGCUGAAAUCAAGAGUCAGAUGGUUAACCGACUGAGCCACCCAGGUGCCCCCCCAAUUUUGUUUUUUUGUAAUAAUUUCAGGCUUACAGAAAAGUUGGAAAAUAGUAAUGGAUUCCCAUAUACCUAGAUUCCCAAAUGUUAACAUAUACCAUGACCAUGUAACUUAUUUAAAUUGAGAUAUAAUUCACAUACCAUUAAAUUCACUAUUUUAAAGUGUACAAUUGGGGCGCCUGGUGGCUCAGUCGUUAAGCGUCUGCGUUCGGCUCAGGUCAUGGUCCCAGGGUCCUGGGAUCGAGCCCCGCUCGGCAGGAAGCCUGCUUCUCCCUCUCCCACUCCUCCUGCUUGUGUUCCCUCUCUCGCUCUGUCUCUUUCUGUCAAAUAAAUAAAAUCUAAAAAAAAAAAAAUAAAGUGUACAAUCAGUGGUUUUUAGUUAUAUUCAUAAGGUUGUGCAACCAUCACCACUAUUUAAUUCUAGAACAUUUUCAUCACUCUGAAAGAAAUCCUAUACCUGAUAGUGGUGAGUCCCUUUUCACCCCACCCCCACUCCCCAGCUCUUGGCAUCUUUAACUUUUUGAACCACUAUUCUCUCUUUUAUAACAUAGGCAUACUGGUACUGAUACUGAAGUAUUUUGAGAUAACGUGAAAAUACCUAGCAUAGUGUCUCUCUAAGGCAAGUGCUGAAUGCCCACUUAGUUUCUUUUCUCUUAUCACAGGAAAAAAAAAUACUAUACUUAGAUCUACAUGAAUUAUUUUCAAAACUGUGAUGACAGAGAAACUGUUUCUAAGUGAGAAUUCUUUUACUAGUUUAUCAACCAACAAUUUACAAGAUAUUAAAAAACAUAAUGGGGGGACCUGGGUGGCUCAGUAGGUUGAGUGACUGUGUUCGGCUCAGGUCAUGAUCCCGGAGUCUCUGGAUCCAACCCCGCAUCGGGCUCCAUGCUCAGCGGGGAGUCUGUUUCUCCCUCUGACCCUUCCCCCCCUCAUGCUCUCUCUCUCUCUCUCUCUCAUAUUCUCUCUCUCAAAUAAAUAAAUCUUAAAAAAACUCCAAAAAACAUAAUGGAGGUGAUUAUGUUAAAAUAGUUAAUGUAAGGUAAAAAAGCCUGUGAAACUCCAAAAAAUACAUGUGUAAAAUAAUGUUUUACAGACACAGACUAGGGAAAUAGAUCUGCAAUAGGUGCCUAUCGUGCAUGCUUAUUGUCAUUGAUUAAUUUUUUAUUUUGAAGUUUUAUUUUCUUGACACAUUUUACGUAUCCAUUGUUUAAACAUUUUCAAACUUUGUAUGUUUAAGUUUAUAACAAGGCAUGGUAAAUACCGCAGUGUGGUAAAACCAGUCAAGGAUCAUAAGGGUUCCAUUGUUAUCUUAAAUGACAGACACAUACACCUCAUGACCUGGAUUUGAUUAGCCUUUGAUGAUAUGAUGGUUUGAUCGUGGACAUACUGUUUAGCCAAGAUGUCUGCAUUUUGAGGAAUAAUUAGUUAUGGUUCUGAUUGCCUUACCACAAAUGUUGCAAAUGUUCUAAAUAUUUAUAUUGUAGUAGGAAGCAGCCUAGGUAGCACAGGGAUAGAAAGCAUGUGAGUCAGAAAGGCCUGAGUUUGAAUCCCAACUGUGCUUUGGGAAAUUUGACAAGGACAGAAUUUCUGAAAGCCUCAAUUUCCUCGUCUAUAAACUUGGAAGAUAAUAACCUUCAGUGCAUGGGGGUUGGAAGUGAGGAUUAAAUUAGACAUUGUGUGGGACAGGACCAGCAUAGUGCCUGACCUAAAAUAAAAACCUUAAAAUGAUGGGUGUCCUUCAGAUUUCCUUACGUGCUGCUCACAGAAAGGACUCUGUGGUACUUUGAUUCUAAUUUAUAUGACCUCUGUUAUUUGUCUAGAACAGUGCAUAUUAGGUUAUUUCUUGUGAAGUAGAGAACUACAGUGUUCAAAUGAAGAAUCUGAAGAGCAAUGAAAAUAUUAAUUACCUUAGUUGUGGUCACAGUGGUGGGAUCGGUGGGAUUAUUUCAACCCAAAAAGCCAUUUAAAAAAACAUAAUACUAUUUAAAGUUAGAAAUUGUCCAAUUUGAGAAUAUACAUUUAUGUGGUAACCCUUCUGUGAUGAACACUCUUAGUCUCAUUUUAUAAUAGAACUGCUGAAUUAAAUGUGAUCGAAUGCUCUUUUGGUAUCAGAUUCAUAAACAUGAUUAUACAUGGUUUUUUGUGGCUGGCAAUGAGCAUAGGAAUAGCAGUUUUUCCCAGUCACUCAACCUGGCAAUUCUUUUUUACUUUCAGUAUGUCUUACUGUCUAAGUUCUUUGAGCUUUAGCGACAAAACUACAUAGUAAAUUGUCACAAAUCUGCCUGUUUGGACACUGCAGUAUUUUGCCAUCAUGACAUUAAAGGAAAAACAGUUUCUGUAAUAGGGUGAAUACUUCUGAGCAGAAACAAAGGUCAAGCUGUAGGAUGAACUUUUGAAUGACAGCUAAUGUUAGCGUGGCUUAAAGGGGAGAUGCCAGGUCAGCUAUGGGCAUUCAUUAGCUUCAUGGAUAUGAAAUGACAGCUUUCCCCCCCUUUAAUGCCAGGGGUGCUGAAUUAUCUAAAAGCAAAAGCUGUGAAAAUGAGAUGGUAAGAAAUUAAAUAAUCAGAACAUAAAGGAACCAAGGAAUUAGUAUUAGCUAGGGUGUGUAUGAGAAACAUUCCAGAUAGGCACUGUGAUAUAAGUUCUGUUUCUUUUCUAACCCAGAUUCUGUCACUGACUAGCUGUUCGAUCUUUGUAACUUCUUCGGUACUUCUUCAGAGCUCCUUAUCUGAAGAGCAGACAAAAUGAAGAACGGAAAACCGGUGUCAGCCCUCCUGCAGUAUCGAUAGAUUGGUAACGGCUACUUGAGAAGAAUUCUGAGAUUGUGCCUUGGGUCACUGGGAAGCAGUUGAGCAGUUGCUGAUUCGUGACGGUCACUGGGGUGCUGGUGGGCGUGUGUGCUCGCAGGGAUACGCGUUUGUAGUCAGAAGAGGCAGAAGUGGAUGUGAGAGAAAGAGAGACACAGAGAGACAGAGAGCCAAAGAGGGCAAGAGACUUGACUUUAAGAGACUCCUGUACUGACAACUCCAUGCAGUUCGGAACCAGAACGACUACAGCUGAACCAGGGUUCAUGGGGACAUGGCAAAACGCUGAUACUAACCUCUUAUUCAGAAUGUCCCAACAGGUUCCAGUGGCAUGUGCUGGCAGAGUGCUGGGUGCAGACUUUUGCCCAAACCUGGAGGAGCCAGACCAGAGGCUGGAAGUCCAGGCCAUCCGUUGCACACUGGUAAACUGCACGUGUGAAUGUUUUCAGCCAGGGAAGAUUAACCUGAGGACUUGCGAUCAGUGUAAACAUGGCUGGGUGGCACAUGCCUUGGAUAAACUCAGCACGCAGCAUCUAUACCACCCCACCCAGGUGGAGAUCGUGCAGUCCAACGUGGUGUUCGACAUCAGCAGCCUGAUGCUCUACGGGACGCAGGCGGUGCCGGUGCGGCUAAAGAUCCUGCUAGACCGUCUCUUCAGUGUCCUGAAGCAAGAGGAGGUGCUGCACAUCUUGCACGGCCUGGGCUGGACUCUGCGGGAUUACGUCCGGGGGUACAUCCUUCAGGAUGCUGCCGGCAAGGUACUGGACCGCUGGGCCAUCAUGUCUCGAGAAGAGGAAAUCAUCACUCUUCAGCAGUUUCUGCGGUUUGGAGAAACCAAGUCCAUUGUGGAGCUGAUGGCAAUUCAGGAGAAAGAAGGGCAGGCCGUAGCUGUACCAUCUUCAAAGACAGACUCAGACAUAAGGACUUUCAUUGAGAGCAAUAAUCGCACCCGGAGUCCCAGCCUUCUUGCUCAUCUAGAGAACAGCAACCCUUCCAGCAUUCAUCACUUUGAAAACAUCCCCAACAGCCUUGCAUUUCUGCUUCCAUUCCAGUACAUAAACCCAGUCUCGGCCCCACUGCUAGGAUUGCCUCCAAACGGGUUACUGUUAGAGCAACCGGGACUGAGGCUGCGGGAACCAAGCCUUUCAACCCAGAAUGAAUACAAUGAGAGCAGUGAAUCUGAAGUAUCUCCCACACCUUACAAGAACGACCAGACACCCAAUAGAAAUGCCCUGACCAGCAUUACUAAUGUGGAGCCCAAAACCGAGCCAGCCUGCGUAUCCCCCAUUCAGAAUUCUGCCCCAGUCAGUGAUCUGACCAAAACUGAACACCCAAAAAGCUCAUUUCGGAUUCACCGGAUGAGAAGGAUGGGGUCAGCCUCCAGGAAAGGAAGAGUGUUCUGUAACGCAUGUGGGAAGACAUUCUAUGACAAAGGUACUCUCAAAAUUCAUUAUAAUGCUGUUCACCUGAAGAUCAAACACCGAUGCACCAUCGAAGGUUGCAACAUGGUCUUUAGCUCCCUCCGAAGCCGGAAUCGCCACAGCGCAAACCCUAAUCCUCGCCUUCACAUGCCCAUGCUACGAAAUAACCGAGACAAAGAUUUAAUUCGGGCCACAUCAGGAGCUGCCACCCCUGUCAUAGCAAGUACAAAAUCAAAUCUCACACUCACAAGUCCUGGCCGGCCCCCCAUGGGUUUUACCACUCCCCCACUAGACCCCGUCUUACAGAAUCCUCUGCCUAGCCAGCUGGUGUUUUCUGGACUAAAGACUGUACAGCCAGUUCCUCCAUUUUAUAGAAGUUUACUCACUCCGGGGGAAAUGGUGAGUCCUCCAACCUCCCUCCCGACCAGUCCCAUCAUUCCAGCCAGUGGUACCAUAGAGCAGCACCCCCCACCACCCUCUGAGCCCACAGCACCAAUAGUGAUGAUGGCCACUCAUGAGCCCAGUGCCGACCUGGCACCCAAGAAGAAGCCCAGGAAGUCCAGCAUGCCUGUGAAGAUUGAGAAGGAGAUCAUUGAUACCGCUGAUGAGUUCGAUGAUGAAGACGACGACCCCAACGAUGGUGCAGCUGUGGUCAACGACAUGAGCCAUGACAAUCAUUGCCACUCCCAAGAGGAGAUGAGUCCAGGCAUGUCUGUGAAGGACUUUUCUAAACAUAGCAGGACCCGGUGCAUUUCAAGGACUGAAAUCAGAAGGGCUGACAGCAUGACUUCCGAGGACCAAGAACCUGAGCGGGACUAUGAGAAUGAGUCCGAGUCUUCAGAGCCCAAACUAGGUGAGGAGUCCAUGGAAGGGGAUGAGCACAUUCACAGUGAAGUGAGCGAAAAAGUCCUGAUGAGCAGUGAGAGGCCUGAUGAGAACCACAGUGAGUCCUCUCACCAGGAUGUCAUCAAGGUGAAGGAAGAAUUCACAGAUCCCACAUACGACAUGUUUUACAUGAGCCAGUAUGGACUGUACAAUGGGGGGGGGGCCAGCAUGGCAGCCCUGCAUGAAAGUUUUACAUCGUCUCUGAAUUAUGGCAGCCCUCAAAAGUUCUCCCCAGAAGGCGACCUGUGUUCUAGCCCAGACCCCAAAAUCUGUUACGUGUGCAAGAAGAGUUUCAAAAGCUCCUACAGUGUGAAGCUCCACUACAGGAAUGUUCACUUAAAAGAGAUGCAUGUCUGCACGGUGGCUGGCUGCAACGCUGCCUUCCCCUCUCGCCGAAGCAGAGACAGAAACAGAAAUUUACGGAUGGAAAGAACCAUAGGUCCAGGACAUCGAGACAGCCUGCAUCUCCGUAGACACAGUGCCAACAUAAACCUGCAUCGCAAACUGUUGACCAAAGAACUCGAUGACAUGGGCCUGGACUCAGCGCAGCCCUCCCUUAGCAAGGACCUCCGGGAUGAAUUUUUGAUGAAGAUCUAUGGUGCCCAGCACCCGUUGGGGCUCGAUGUCAGGGAAGACGCCUCCUCUCCCGCAGGGACUGAAGACUCCCACCUGAAUGGGUACGGGAGAGGCAUGGCGGAGGACUACAUGGUCCUUGACCUGAGCACCACCUCCAGUCUCCAGUCCAGCAGCAGCAUCCAUUCCUCCCGAGAAUCCGACGCAGGCAGCGACGAGGGCAUUCUUCUCGACGACAUUGACGGGGCGAGUGACAGUGGGGAGUCGGCACACAAGGCCGAGGCCCCUGCCCUCCCUGGCAGUCUAGGGCCCGAAGUUCCAGGAUCUCUGAUGUUCAACAGCUUGUCCGGGAGCAAUGGUGGGAUCAUGUGCAACAUUUGUCACAAAAUGUACAGCAACAAGGGGACCCUGAGAGUGCACUACAAAACUGUGCAUUUGCGAGAAAUGCACAAGUGCAAAGUCCCUGGUUGCAAUAUGAUGUUUUCCUCUGUGCGAAGCCGAAACCGGCACAGUCAGAACCCUAAUCUCCACAAAAACAUUCCCUUCACUUCCGUCGAUUAGUCUCAGAACGGACAUUACAAAUGCCAGCUCUCACCAGAUGGCCUACGUAUUUGAACUGCCAUAGUCCAUGUGUGCUUGUGUACUUGGCGUGUGUAUGUGUGUGUGUGUGUGUGUACAUGUAUGCCUCUGUGUCUACAUAUACACACACACACACACACACAUCUUUUUAGAUAUAAAAAGAUAAACACUAGGUGCUUUUGAAAAUUGUUUUCUUUUUCCUUUAUAGUUUUGGGAAAGGGGUGGGAUCUUUAAUUUGGGGGUGAAAACAAAGUACCCUUAAAACACACAUACACACACACAUACACACAUAAAGUGUGCAACUAGCCCAAAUUCUGAAAGAAUAAGAAUUCUUGGUCCUCUCCAGAGGGACAAUUUGUUGUAUCCAUGACUAUUGCCUGCAAAAAAAAAUAAAGGGAAAAAAAAAAAAAACAAAAAAGGAACUUCUUAUAGUUGUCUUUUGUGAACUUUAAGGUUUUGAGAGAAUCUUCAAUUAAAGCAUGGCAGAUUCACCUGUAAAUAUUUAGCCUUGAGAGGCCAAUGAUGUAAAGCAAUUGUAUUGAUGGUGUUUAACUCUUUUGUUUAAUUUUUACAGUUACAUCCAGCUGUUAGAUAUGCAGGAGAAAAAUAGUUUGCUGGCUAGCUCUAUUCAUUUAUGUUAGCAUUAAUGCACAUUUUUUUUUAAAAAAAAAAAACAUGGUCUUGUUUUUACUACCUGCUAGAUAUAGUGAUAAAGAGGUGCUGGCAUGCUUUACAGCACAGAUCGGAUUUUUUAAAAUGUCCUGUACUAGUACAUAAAUCCAGUCAUGCACUUUUUUUCAUACACUACAAGGGGAUGUGUAAUAUCCAUGCUUCUUUUUUAUCCUUAAACUAUUGCCAUACUUCAAGUAAGUGUCUUUUUAAAAAAAUUCACUUGUAUAAAAAUGGUCUGGUCAGUAUAGGGCACAAAUGCCAAACAAAAGUAUUAGUGUUAACACAAAACUGCCAACUUUGCACAAGUUUCCAGAAAAGAAAAUACAAUUAGUCACUCAACAUAACCACAGGCCAAUUUGUCGGCCACCAGAAAACCGCUUUAAAAAAAGAACACUUGGUGAUUCUUUCAAGUGCUGAAUGUUAUUAGAAUCAACAUUGCAUCCUUCUUUGCUUAUAUGUUAAGUUACAUAAAAGGAAAACACAAUUAUGUGGUGUGAAACAGCCAAGGCAUUUACUCUUCAGAGGCAGGAUAAUAUUUCAGGAUACAAAAGCCCAAAUUACUGACUGUGGAACGAAGCUGAAUAUGUAAAAGUGUUGAACACUCAUUUCCAAGGACCUAACCCUUCUCCUUUAAAAAGAAAGAAGUCUGCACUGGGUUGGUCUGUUGUAUGGCUGUCUAAUUUGUUGCAAGUUCUGCAGUAGUCCUAUGAUUCAGGCCUGUUUGAUAGACAAAAUCAAAAGACAUUUCACAGUGGCAGUACUUGGAAGCUUUGAAAACAUGUGCUGAACUUGAAUUGAGCAACACUCCUUUCUGAAAAGCCAGACGAAGGGGGGUUUAAAAUAGGAUCUCUCACUGUUGAGUGUUUUGUGUUUCCCCACAUGAUUUGUCAGAGAGAAAUGAAAGCAAGCCUGAAACCAAGCAAUUGAGAGUGAGAACGAGGGGGAGACGAUUCUCCAAACCUUUUUUGUUUUUGUUUUGUUUUGUUUCCGAUGUUUACACAUGUUGCCUGAGCUGGUUAACCACAUGGGCAGCCCUCAGCUACCACAACAUACUGACUAAAUGAUGAUAUUUACUCAAGUUCAGUCUGCAGCCAAAACCAUUAGGACGUGCAUUGCAGACUGUGUUUUGUUGUCUGUUUUUUUCUUUUUUUUUUUUUAAGUGGAGGGGGGGAAAGACAGAUAAACAAGGAAUAUUUUGUCUAACAGUACACAAUAAUUUAAAGAGAAUGUAUUUCUUUUCUGCAUUUAAUGGCCUCAAACAUUUCUCUCAUCGGUCUCAAAGUUAGAAAUACCCCCUUUGUUUGAACUUUGCAUGUUGUUUCCAUUUUUCAUAUGUUUUGUAAUUAUUUUUUCUAUGUUCACAUCAGCAUUCACUUCCGUUAAAUUUGCCAAAGGAAACUGUUAAUAUGUUUCUGUUGUUGUUAUUAUUCCUGUAGGAUUUAUUGUACCUCACAGUAUUUAUUGUUUCCAAAAAUAAGCAUCAUUAGUUGAGGAUUCAGUAUUUUUAUUUGUAAAAAUUUCAGAAACAAUAGAUUCUUAAAGAUAAGCUAGACUUGUCUAGAAGCUUCAUCUUUUCAUCUCCUUCAGAGGAUGCUAUGGGGCUCGUUUAAUUCAUUUGUUCGCCAGUGAGGAAAGACCAAAAGUAUUCGCAGUACAAAAGAAACCAUAUCAAACACUAUGUUAAAUGACAAAUGUUUACGGUAAAAAGCUGAGGAAUUAGUAAUAACCAUUUUUGUUUUCUUGUACCUUUGAAUUCCCCAAAGUCUUAAUUGCUUUAUUUUGGUGUUGUGUUAAAUUGAAUAGACAGAUGUUUUCCUUUGUUUUAUACCAUAUAAGACUAUGUACAGUAUGUUUGUGAAAAAUUGAACUAGAAUAAUGAAAGUUUGUUUGCAAACCUUUUGGUCCUCUUAGCAUUCUCUGUGUUGCGCUGUUGGCCCACUACCAAAUGAUUCGAGUCAAAAAGGGUGGAAAAAAUAUUUUUUAGUAUCCCAACAAAAGAUUAGGGAAACACUGGCUUUGGAUUGUGAUAGACUGAAUUACACCUAGUUUUAUGAAAAUAACACAUUUUUAUUUCAGUGAUAUUUAAAAAGUUACUCUCUUGGUUGAGAUACUAGAACUCAUCUUGUACAGAAUCAAUGUUUAGUCUGUUUAACUUAAUGUCAACUAAAAGGUCAAAUAGCCCUAGUGAGUGAAUUACAUAGCUGUCAGCAGGUCACAUCAGCAAAUGAGCCAGGCUUAGAACAAAUGUUUGUUACUUGCCACAAACUGGGCUAAUGUGAAUAGCCAGUUAGAACAGUCCAGAAGCAAUGAGAUUCUCAAGGUAGAAUUUCCCUUGCUCGGAAACAUGAAUGUGUUCGCCUGAGAUUUAUCAGAGAAAUGGCCAUGAGUCCUGGACAACUGGCUCUUAUUUUUAAGUGUCUCCCCUAUAUGCUACUACUUUUGCGCCUCAAGUGCCCAAAUGUUAUGGUGGCCUUCUAAAUGGGUGAAUAACACUUUCCAGUAUAAAGCCUAUUUGCUUAAAAAGGGACCGGGGGAGUGGAUGGAAGCGAAGUGGUACAUAAAGUGUAACAUUAUGAAAUGCACAGUGCUUCCUGUCCCAAAGUGUUGCUUGUUCUUGGGUGUGUGCCUGAGUGCAGUGUUUUGACUUAACUGUAAAUCUAGUUAGGACGGUGAUCCCAAGGCUUAUUUGCAAACGGGAAGGAAAAAGAGACCAGCAUUUUAAUCAUUGGGCCCUUCGUCUUUGUCCAUUUCUACUCAUUUGUUUUUUCAUAGGAGUUUUCUAUUGUGUAACAGUUUCUCUCGAGCUGCAUCCAUUCUGUGCUGCUGAAAAUUAAUAGCGAUGCAGAUUUUCAUCCAAGGAGCUUUUUCGCAUUUGAUUGAUUUUAACCACAGUUUUGUCACAGGUAGAAAAUGAGGCAGUAUUAUUAAUGUGCAUGUUCACUAGCUGAUGUUGAAACUUACUGUUCUGAUCAUUUUAAACUAUGUUUUUGUACAUAUCAGAAAGGCUUAGUCUGCUUUAGAGAAUAUCUGCAUGCUGUGGAGGAGGACGACAAAGGGCAAGGGAAAGGAUAGAUGAUAAGUAAUUUGGUUUUAAAAAUGUGAUUAAAAAGCUUGACAUUCUUUGUUCUGCUAUUAAUUGUAUUGAGAUAAGUCAACGCAAUGUAAUGCAUCUCAGAUCUUAGUCUAGCUGUCCAGUUCAGCCUGAUGCCUUUUAAAGGUUUGAAGGUAUUAAUGUUUUGCUUCUCAACGUGACAAACAUCUUUUUUGCAAAUGUUUUUAGCACAAUGGUGCCACUGUCCUUGUAGUGUGAUUUCUUUGGUCAUGACUUUCCAGGCCCUUCCAGUAAGAGGAGAAAGACACCUAACUGGUUAACAGCCCUGUUAGUGUAUACAUUGCUCUUAAAAAAAAAAACAAAAAAAAAAACUUUGAAUAUACUAAGAAUAGGCUGUUGUUCCAGAGGCAUUCUCCCCAUUUUACUCAGGAGAAACCAAGCAUUAGAUUCCCACCAAAUAAAAAGUGACCUUUUGUUCCCCUCCCUACGUACACACCCCAGAUGUGUACCAAGCAAAUGAGAAUGGGGGCCACUGGCAAUUAAAACAUAAAAAAACCAGUAACCAGAGUGGGGUGGACAUUCUGCUAACUGCUAACAGUUGACCUGAGCAGUCCUAACUUGUACUCGGUCUGUUAGUGUUGGAUUGGAUUGACUAACAGAGUAAAUAAAACUCAGCUGUAAUAAGACACACUACAUCUGCUAUCAUAAAGAAACAAAUCAUCCAGAAGAAACUUUCUUUUAUCCCCCGGACACACUCCUUAACUUUUAAACAAUUACAAUAAAUUUCAUUCUUUAAAAACUUGGAACAUUUAAAUUAGAGGAUGUUGCUUCUCCCUCCCAUGCUUUGUCUUUUAAUGGGAAGGGUCUAAAUGUGUAAGGAGGGCGAUGAAAGGCAGGUGUCAAAAAGACUGGAGGGAAUGAGUUUUUCCAAAAGCAGAGCAAGGGAUACUAAGUAGGGGAUUGGUACCUGCCCCGGUCUGGGGUAGCUAGAAAAGAAAAUAGUGAAUGAACUCGAAGUGUUUGUGCAAAAGAAAGGUCUGGUACAAUUGUGCCUAGGAGCAGGCGAGAGCAUAUUGAUGCACCAUCCCGAAGAGCUCCCUAUGACCAGGUGCCCCACGGCACCCCAGUCUGAGGAACAGGGGAAAGCAAACACAACUGUGUGGAAUAACAGGUUCCUUAAUGGGUCAGAAGAGCCAACAAGGGCAGUUGUGGGGGUUUUUUCUUUGUUUUUGGUUUUGUUUUGUGGGUGGGAAGUGAUGCUGGAGUCCCUUAGGGAAGCAAAGAGAUGUGAUGGGUCACCUAGGUUAUAGAAAAGGCUGGUGGUCAAACUGAGCUCUUAAAUGUAUUUUCUCCAUCAUGACUUUUGCUUGCCCCUGUAGCCAUGAUGGUAAUGCCACUUGGCCAAAGACUUCUUGAUCAAAAUGUGAGCUCAUUUACCUUCCUGUGAAGCAUAAAAGUAACUUUUCUGUUUUCAUGUUUUCCCUCAAAGCUAAACAUGUGGCAGUCUUCCUCGUAUUAGAAUUAAGACCAUAUCUGAUGUGUCUCAGACUCAUUUCCCUAUUCCCUGUAGUUGGAGAGUUGCUCCCCAUAUAUGGUAACUUGCAAUUAGUGUUUAUAAACCCAGCUGUAAAACUGACGGCUGAAUUAGUCUACAUCACUCUGGCCCAAACACCCAUCUUUCCUUGUGCCCUUCUUUCCAUAUCUUGCCCAAGAUGAUGCUUGUGGUCAUGCGGCAAUAACUGGACAUCAGAUACUGUCUUUGGGCAUUUGUUGAAAACUCCAAAUGCCUAAUAAAGGGUUGGUUCUUUUAAUGAGCAUUUUUACAAGUACACCAAAUUGGAUCAGCAUUAUUGUUCAUUAUAAUGCUAUAUAUAUUUUUUUGAAACAACAUUCUAUAGUUAUUAUAAAACAUCCUUAUUCUUUUCUAAAGUGUUAUUGUAAAUUCAUUUGACCUUUACUGCAAAAAAAAAAAUCUUUUCUAUAUAAAAUAUCAAGACAAGGCUCAGUUUGUAACAAAUAGUGGACCAUUACAAAAGAGGAAAGGAAAAAGCUGGGACUGAGCAGCAAGAAGCUUCAGUUCAAUUUCACCUCAUAUCUUUCUAAUAACUUACUUGUCACUUUAUUACCUUCCAGUAAUGUGAAUGCUGCUGACAAGACUGUCACACUAACAGCAGACAACACCCUCUCUGCUUCAGCCCCAGCUCUCCUGGCUACUUAUUGCCCUGGCCCUGAAGGGACACAAACUAAUAGUGUGCUUUCCAGUUCAGCACUUGGCCAUCAAAUAUAAAAGGAUGCGUAAUUGCCUGUUUAUCCCUUGUGAAGGGGAAAUGGAGUACAAGGGCUCAGCUUUCCCACUGAGUUCCCUGAUGUACACACACAGUCACAAUUCUCUCUCUCUUUCUCCUUCCCCCUCCCUCUCCCUCCCCUCCUCUUCCUCUUCCUCUUCCUUCUUGCUUCUCUCCCUCCCCUCCCAACAUACAAGUGCAUGCGCGUGCACACACACACACACACACCUAAUAAGCUGCGUCUUUGGUAAGCCCAAGGCUGCCUCUCCGAUGCCCUCUCCAGCUAUUAAGUGGACAGUAACAAGAUGACUUCUUAAAGGGUCAGCAGAGAGACCCUGUGACAGCAUUCUUUGUGUCUUUAGAAACUUAAGUAUUGCAAUUCCAUGCCCACUCAUUUAAGGAGUACUGGGUGUGGCCCCCCAUAGCUGGAGCAAAAUUUCCCACAAGUCAGUGGCAGAGCAGAAUUAGAUCACCCCAUAUUUUGGAAGGAAAGCAUUAUGAUACUUUCCUUUCCCUUCCAAAAGUGCAUAUGUUGGAGACAAACUGGUUGUGCAUGGUGGUAAAAAGUUGCUGUUGUUUUAGCUUUGGCAGCCAACCACGGGUCUAAAUGCAAGCAAGUACCUUGAAAUGACCACCUCGGAAUCCAUAGUGUAACACAACAGCUUAACCUUGAUUUUGUGAGACUGGACUGACAAUCUAAAAAAAAGUGGGGGGGGGGGAGGUGAUGGGACUUUUUACUUUAAUCACUAAAACAGGAACUACCCUAUAUGUAAAAGGUAAAUUCUCCACUUUGGGAGAAUUUUGAUAACUACAAGUAUAGUGAGCUUUACAGACUCAAGUGACGAGGGGGCAAAAGGUACAAAGGAGGAACACACGAAAAUAUUGUAUUCCAAAAUACCUUGAGCCCGAAUUACGUGUAGGUGGUGGUUGCUGUUCUUGUUUAGUGAACUGUUUUGACCUGCUUGAUAAUGGUUGGAAAGUGGCUAGGUAGUGACUAAGUGAAGCGCAAGAUCGAUUUGUACUUCCUCUCUAAGGAGCCCGAGGACUCCGUGCCUCCUCCCCACCCUCUGGUAGCAGGUGUGACAGAAGUUGCUGACACCCGCCCCCCCCCCCCCGCCCCCGGGAACAGUCACAUGGCAAAUGUAUUUGUCAAACAAAGGAGAUGCGUGCAAAUGUCAUCUUUGAUGUGGACUUUUGGAGAGAGAAAAGCAGGAGACUUAGACAUAGAAAGCUUAACAGGUCUUUGUUGACAAAUUUGUGCGAAAUAAUUUCAUUAGCCCGUCUGAGGACCGGGAAGAAAAGCACUUUGAGCGAGGAUUCUUGGGGUCAGAGAAAAAGCAGUUGGCUUGAUGUUGUUUAAGUUCCACCAGUAUGUAUAUAUUACAAUCAUUUAUCAAACAUAUUAAUAGAAUCUUAAAUGAAUUAAAAACUCGGUUGCCAAAAUUGCACAGAAUCUGCUAAUACUAGCUUUCCCCCUUGAAAUAACAGGGAUGCUUGAGGACAUUUCUAAUGUUUUGGGUUUUUUUAAGUUUCAUUAAAAAAAAAAAUCUUUGAAGGGAAGGAAGAGCAGAAAGAGGUAUUUUAACAAAAAUGGAGAGAAGUAGAUAGUAUAAAAAUAUAUUUCUUGAAGAGAGAGAGUAUCUAAGUGCUAUACCAAGACUUUAUAAGGCUUCCUGUUGCCAAAUGUGAUGUUGAAACAAUGCACAACGAAGAUAGCGAAUCAAUCCAUUAUUAACCGGCUCCGCCCACUUCCGUUGCGGAACUCGAGGAUUGAGAGGUGACCCUGGGGAGCCCCUGGAUAUGUGGGAGAGCCCCUCUCACCUGGUCCUGCAAGCGUUUUCCAGAAGAGGAGGGAGAAACCCCCAGGCCUCUUGGUAGUCCCCGUGCAAGGGGAGCCCCCUGCCUGCCUUUGCCAGGCGAGGACACAAAGCUUCCCCGCCCCGUGAGACUCAGUGCGGUAGCCAGGAGAAGCAUUGAUUCCCGAGGUAUGAUGCUCCUGAACUCCCAGACAAUGUGCUGAGUUAACAGGUUCACUUGAGAUGUAUAAACCAAGGUUGAUUGUUUUUUGUUUUUUGUCUGUUUGUUUGUUUGUUUUUCAUCUAGUACUCAAUUUGGAGCGUUUUUGCAUGUCUCUGUACAGAGUAAUCCAUUCCUCUCAUUGCCUAUCUUAAUCUCCCUUGACUUUUCCAUUAUCCUCCACUGCCGCCCUUUGCUCUCCUUCUGAUCUCACCUACCCCUUAAAAAAAAAAUCUUUUCUGAAGCAAGAAGGUAGAACACUCCCUCCUUCGUCCUGAUUUUGAUCAUUUCGGAAACGUGUGUGUUCUACCCUGUCCAGGGUUUACAUAACAUGAAUUAAGCGAAUGAGAUGUUUUAGUAUUAUGUAUUAACCUGAUAUGACUAUCUAAGAUUUAUAAUGUAUGGUGCACUCUCUUUCCUGUGCAAACUUUGGUUCAGCUGCCCUGCAGAGAAAUCUUACCAUUUUCCUACCAGUGCCAGUAAAAAACGAAGUGCAGGAGAGCUAAAUGUGGGUACAUGGAGGUCAGAGGGUCAAGGAAGGUCAAGGAACCAAAAGGAGACUUUGGUCUGAGGCCACCUGGGCCCUUCCUCAAAGCUGGAGGCAAGCUGAGGCUCUGGGAAGGAAAGCUCUCUGUUCUCCCCUGCAGAUCAAGGGCUAGUCCUUCCAGAACUAGCAAGAUCCUUCACACAGUUGGGAGAACACGUAACUUUCUAAUCCACCCCAAGCCCACCGGUGUGUCUCGAUAACAAAAACAUUUGACUCGACCUGCAUAUUUGACAGCAAAAGUGGCCAAGGGAAUUGAAGUAUCUUGAGGAAAAGGAAUUUUCACCAAGAUAGGUCCUCUCCGUCCCCCAGAGUUUGGGGGGUCUGGGCUUUUCUUUUUGUUUAUGUUGUUCUCAUCUACAUUAAACCAGUCUCUUCUGCUAAAGCCUGUCACAGAGCCAAAGCCUGUGCUCCACACGGUAGCUGCACCCAGGGACGGGGACGGCUUGCAUCCCUCCCAUGUAAUACUCGCGACGUCGGUAGCUUCAGAAAUACUGUAUGUACCUUGAACAAGGGUUUUGUUGCUGUUUUGUUUUGUUUUGCUUUUUGGUUUGUUUUGAUCAGUAGUCUAAGGGAAUUAAAAGUUUUUUUAUUUGCUAUUUCCUUUGUUGUAUUUUCUGUACUAUAACUGUCUACAGUAUGUCUUUUGCAUAAAAUGCAUAAGGGUUUGGGGAUGUAAAUGGAAUUUUAUUCAUAUUUUGUCCAAAUACCUCUUGUAAUUUGUAUCAGAAUUCUUGUACAAUUUUUAUAUUAAAGAUUUAUCAGUCACUGA
Mirounga angustirostris (Northern elephant seal) is the source of this 16188-nucleotide messenger RNA. It is a transcript of the gene BNC2, whose product is annotated as basonuclin zinc finger protein 2. Gene Ontology annotation, biological process: regulation of DNA-templated transcription. The transcript is spliced from 8 exons. The coding region runs from base 3614 to 6829 and encodes 1071 amino acids. NCBI's taxonomy places the organism in Eukaryota, Metazoa, Chordata, Mammalia, Carnivora, Phocidae. Gene Ontology annotation, cellular component: nucleus. The record is from RefSeq and is a predicted model, not a curated record.